Parnassius apollo (apollo) is the source of this 711-nucleotide messenger RNA. Lineage: Eukaryota; Metazoa; Arthropoda; Insecta; Lepidoptera; Papilionidae. The record is from the annotation of a GenBank genome assembly.
AUGGGUGCGCCGGGCGCGUGGCCGCGCGACUCCCCGGCCUUGCUCAGCACGGCGCUGCUGCUGGGCGGCGCGCUGCCCGAGCGCCCGCCCGCGCCGCUCUUCACCAUCGACAGCAUCCUCGCGCCGCGCCCGCCGCCCGCCAUCCCGCCGCUCCAGUUACACCAUCUUGCGCACACGCCCUUCCACAGAGCGCACGAUCUUUUCGUCGGCGGUUCGACAGCUGUAGCACCGACGCGGCUUAUAUCAUGGGUAAGCAGCGUGGGAAGUGCAGGCGCUGCUGGUUACGCCGGCUUGUACGGCGGGUACGCAGCCGCCGCGCUGGCCGGGCUCGCGGGACCUCCUCCCAAGCGCAAGCGUCGACAUCGCACCAUUUUCACUGAGGAGCAGCUGGAACAACUCGAGAGCACCUUUGACAAGACACACUAUCCAGAUGUCGUCUUAAGAGAACAGCUGGCUCUACGCGUCGAUUUGAAAGAGGAGAGAGUAGAGGUAUGGUUCAAAAACCGACGAGCGAAAUGGCGCAAACAAAAGCGAGAAGAACAGGAGAGAUUGCGGAAACUGCAAGAGGAAAGGACUUGUGGUCGCACACCCCUACUCCCGCGACCACAGCCUGAUCACUGUCCGCAUUCUCCGCACACGACGCAUGUGUCUCAAUCACAGCCCAACAGACAAUACUCUGACGACUCUGAUUCGGAGGUGGAAGUCGCCUAA